Gilbertella persicaria is the source of this 2368-nucleotide messenger RNA. RefSeq lists its product as uncharacterized. NCBI's taxonomy places the organism in Eukaryota, Fungi, Mucoromycota, Mucoromycetes, Mucorales, Choanephoraceae. Gene Ontology annotation, biological process: DNA-templated transcription. The transcript has 2 exons. The coding region runs from base 375 to 2243 and encodes 622 amino acids. The record is from RefSeq and is a predicted model, not a curated record. Gene Ontology annotation, molecular function: DNA binding; zinc ion binding. Gene Ontology annotation, cellular component: nucleus.
UUUUUUUUUCUUGUUAGAAACAUACGCAUACAUUGAUAUUCCCCUUGUCUCUUUUUCUUUCACCCCUUGUUUUAUAAAGACAUUUCUUUUUCUCUUUUCUCUUACCUUUUUUUCUUUCUUUUUUUUUAAAAAAAAAUCAUGAAUGUACAUCGUAAAAAGAAACCAGUUGAAUUUCAUUUUGUGGACAUGAAUGAUCCUGAAAGGUACAAAAAACUCAAAGUUGCUCGUGCUUGUGAUUUUUGCCGCCGUCGUAAAUCAAAGUAAAUAAAAUAUAAUGUGAUAUCGGUAUUCCUGGUUCCGGCACUUGCUCAAAUUGCCAAAAGCAUCAAAUAGUAUGCAUUUUCUCUCCUGUGUCAACUGGUCGAAUAAAUGAAAUGUCUACUGCAGCUACCGCCAACAAUGCUAUUAUUCCUCAACAAGGCCGACUAUUGCAUGGAUUCCCUUUAUUGUUAAUUCAAGAUGCACAAGUAGGAUAUGAAAGAGAACCUUUCUAUCAAAAACAACAAGUCUCUGUUGGCAUGUCUAUCCAUGAACCUUCAUUGUCUUUUGAAUCACAAUUGUUCAAGAUCUAUUUUGAUUUUAUACAUCCUGCUUUGCCUCUCUUGUUAAAGCAGUCUAUUAUGAAUAUUCACUCUCAAGAUAGAUUGUUAUUAUCAAAGGGACUCAGAUAUGCUAUCAUGGCAAUUGCUUGUCAUUUUAUGCCUCCUUCUAGUGCAACUUCUAUGUCAUCUACACUUGGAUCUUUUCAUGCAUUUGACGAUUUGCAUAUGAAUACAGCCAUUUAUUUCUAUGAGACAGCUAAAAAAGAAGUCGAACACGCACAAAACACACUACCACCAAGAUUAGAUACUGUACAGACACUGCUUUUAUUGUACAAACAUAAAGAGAUGAUGAAUCAAUCACACCUUGGUAUACAUUACCUUGAAGUCGCACAAGACAUGCUUGGUAGACUACAAGCUAUCAUCCCUCAACAACAAGAAAUGAUUACUCGUGCACGAUGGAUACUUUUUAGUUGUAUAGGCCUCGGCAAUCUUUCUGAUCAGCAUCUCAGCCGCCUAUACAACCAAUUUCAGCUACCUGACGAACUUCCUCAUCCAUUGGCUGAAGAAACAGCAGAAAAAGAUGCAUCGGCCAUUUCUGCGGCUCAUCAACGUGUAAAUCAAUUUGCUCAGAUUGCAAACCUCAGCCUUCUUUAUUCUCAUACAGUACACUGCUUAGCAACUGGCUCAACAUCCCAGCUCAUAUGUCUCAAGCAAUUCAGAGAGAUCAGGCAACAUUGGCAUGACUCUCUGCAUCCCAUUACACAAAAUCGACUGGUAUCUCUGUGUACUUUUGAUCAAGAAGAAAUUGAUAUCUUGAUUUUAUACAGUGCUAUACUUUAUGAUAUGCUUUACCUGUUGUUGAUUCAAUAUUAUCAUUUACCCGAAACCGAAUGGGACAUUGUUGAAACGGCAUAUCGAUUACAACGAAUGAUACAUACGUGGGUCACACAAACAUCAUUUAAAAGUGCCAUUCAGAGUAGACGCAUGGCCUCAUUUGGUCUCAUGCUUUGUCUAGACAUUCAUUUGUCAAGAGAAGAAGAACUGAUUGAUUUUGAAAUAGUUGAACAGAUCCGACAGAUUAUUGCACAUACACAAGUUGAUCCUAGAAUCGAUCAAGAGCUUAUUGAACUGUACAUUCAACUCAUAGACAAAAAGAGCAUGAUUAUGAGCAGCAACAGUAGUCAUAGUAAUCAUAAUCCUAGUAGUAGUAGUGACAUGAUACAGCAACAACCUAUGGAUUAUUUCAGUCUGAUUCCUCAACAUGUCAUGCAUUCUGCAGCAUCAUCACCUCUAGAUCACCCACCGUCAUCUACACCUGGCUUAUGGGACAUGCUUUCAACAACAACCAAUGGUGGGCUUAGUACACCAAUCAGAGAAGAAGAUAACUUGAUGCUUGGACAGACAACAGAAUGGAUUAUUGAACAACAAAGACAACAGAAUCAACAAUUUCAACUGUAUCAUUCACAACAACAACUUCAACCAUUUAGUCACACAGUUGCCAACACAGCUCUCUUUGCACCAAACACGAUUACAGAACAUACCAUUGCUAUCACACCAUACCAUCCUGCUGUUACUACCACAACUGCUCCCUCUACCUCUGUCGCUGCUACUAUUCCAGAAGACUGUCUUGAUGACUUUUAUAUAGGCAGUUGGAGCUCGAACAGUAAUACAGUCGAGCACUUUAAUCAAAUGAAGAUUUAAUUCAUAUACAUUUAUACAUACAUUUAUACGCAUCAUUCUUUUUUAUUUUAUUUUAUUUGCAUAAACCAUAUUAUUUUCAACGUUCUUGUCUAUUUUCGUCAAUAAUACCAGCCAUUUUUAACAAC